AUGGCUUCAGAAUCAUCCCGCAACAGCCCUCAACCUUCUCUGGAUGAUGGAUGCUCUUCUGACACGCCCCCUCCGACUCCCAAUUCGCCUGUUCAAGGCUCUUCUUUCAUGGCCUCCGGAGCCAGUCUCAGAACCACAGAGUCAACUGAGACCCUUCGACCUAUACCUCUCUCAGGGCUUCUGCGACGAAAUCGCCCUGCUCCCCCUCCGAUCGUCAUCCCGCAAUUGACCUACGCCAUCGAGAGCCCUCCACUGACGGUCGUUCCUCCACCACUCCCUCCUCCCCUCCCCUCCCCCCUCCUCGCAGGAUGUCCAGGCCGCGAGAUUUCUGGCGCCAAGUCCGAUGGCAGAGAAUGGGCUUACGACUUUGACUCCCCUCCAGUUUUGCUGUAUCCGGAUGAUCUUUCCAAGACUGAUUUCCAUGAACAUCCCCUAGCACGCCACAUUGAGCUUGAAAAGGGCUGGGAAAAGCAUCAACUUGCCAUAUAUGGUCUUAUCGUCCCGGCCAAGAUCGAUAAUGGCACUCCAACCUAUACCUGGGAGUCAGAUGAUGAAGACGAGGAUGACCUCGCCAAAGCUCUUGUGUUGGCAUCGCGUCCAAAGACGCCGUUGCCUCAAACGCCGGCCUCCAAUAUUGAACGGCCGCGCACUCCGUCAAACAUACUUCACAAGGUCAAGUCCUUUGCCAACUUUGUCGCCAACUCCGAUAUGGAGAAGGAAAUCCCCGAACUACCUACCCUCAAAGAGCUUCUCGACCAGUUUGGCAUGCCACCCGGGACCCCGACUGAGUCUGGACCUAGAAGCUUCCUUCGCACAACCAGAUCCAGUAGUUCGCUUCGUCCCAAGACACCUACUCGAUCCGUUCCCAGCGCUACCAAGCUGCGGAACAAGCGGAGCACCGGUAUCGAAAAGUCGCAAAUCUCCGAUCCCGUUCCCCCGGAGGAGAUGAGACGCGUCGGCAAUGAUUUUAGCCAGGCCGCAGCUCGUAAGCGAACCAGAACAGCCUCCGAGAGCGAGCGAAUUUCAUCUUAUGCUGCAUCCCUCCGAAGUCCCUCUAACCUGAUCUCACCAUCGAUUUCGUCCAACCUCCCCCUCUACCUCCUUCAACCCCAACACCCUACCGUGUAUUCUGGCAACAAUGAACCGCCGCCCAAGUUCCGCCUCGCCCGCCCGCGCCUCGCGCCUAUGGAAUACACUCGACGGUAUCUUCUCGCCAAAGCCAAGGCAGACAGGCAAGGAGAGGACUGCACAGUCCAGAAACCGAACCUGACCUGGUGCUGGUCAGAAGACUACAAAGAGUUCCUUCUGUUGCCUUCCAUCCCUGAAGGUGUAACCAGAAACUUCCUCCCUGACGAAGAAGAACAAGACCCGAUCUGGAAGAAAAAGAAGAGGCCGUUUCCAGUGACCAAAGACAUGGAUGAGGAGGCAGCAAAGAGACGUUCGUUCAUGCCUCUUCCUUUGAACCUCGCCCCUUCAUCACCCUUACUUCCGGCUUAUCUCUGCAACAACAGCUCACACUUUUCUGUCCUCAGCUCGACCCACAAACGCGAAUCUUCCUUUGAUGACUUCACACUCGACCGGCCGAGAGCAUCAUCGGCACACCAGACUCUGGUGCAGUCGACCAAGUCUCUUGUCUUUGACCCGACCGCUUCAAUCCCUCGCGAGAGCACUGAUUUCUUUGUCGCUGUUCACACAGGCAGUGAGCGUGAGUUUACAGGUUCUUUCCCACCUCAAUUCCUUUCAUCGCCCUCUUUGAACAGAAACUCCAUUAGACGACAGCAGGGACCCAUCAUUGCAUCUGAACGGGUCUCAACCCGAACACCUCCAUCGAGCACUCUUACUGCCACCCUCGCUGAUUCGCAUACUAACGCUAGAGACCUCACAUCCGCUUCUGCUUACCUGAACGAUGUUUCCGAUGAAUUCACAUAUGUUCGUCCGCCCUCGGUCGCUGCCUCGCAGAGAUCAGUCACGACGACGGUUUUUGCACCUCAACAGGCUCAAGAUGUGCCUACUACCCCUCGUAACCAGGUCAUUGUUGACGAGGCGCUCAGCGAAAUCACAGCAGUUUACCGCCCAGAAUCUGCACUCUUUUCUUGUACCGUCAUUAGACCCUACUCACCUGUUCCAGCGACUACUGACAAGGACGAGAACGAUGUCUCUCCAAACAGUAUUGAUUAUGACAUCUCUGCGUUGCCUCCCGCACCAGUUUCCCCUCUCUGCAGCUCCCCAUCUUCUCCGCAGACGGAUGGCCUUGAACCGGCGCAAGACACUCAGACUCACGGCACAUCAGACGACGCUCAGACCCGGCAGCCCUGCGACGAGACAGAUCCGCAAAGUAUCGCAUUCGACGACGACGGUCCCGACUUUGAAGACUCUUCUUCAAUCUACUCACAAGACAGUUUCCUCACAGUCAUCCACAGUCCGGCUGCUGGUCGUCGUCUUACUCCCCUCGACUUUAUGUCACAGGCGCAGAGUGAUGAUGAGAAGGAAGAGGACCUGACCCCGCGACACUUGAGCGAACUUUCAUCUGCCGAGGCCCAACCGCAGGCUGGGACCCUGCUACAUUCGCCGAUUCUCCGACCGGUGUCAUACAUUCCCAACACCGAGGCGGCCCAGACUUACACUCUCAGCGACACUUCAUUAAGACAUCAGAAUAUCCGUCACUCUCAGGCCUCUAAUCGAACCAUUGACAGCCCGCCUAGCCGUCAGCUGCCAGUCCAUGAUGCCCGCUCCUACGGAACCUAUGACUCUCGUAUGGACGCCGACAUCCGUCGUAUGCACUCACAAGAGAGACGGCAGAAUAUGUUGGGACGAGGGGGUACAUCUUCCACAGUUGGAGAUGCUCAUCUUCCCAAGGAAUCUCAAGGCAGAACCAAGCUUCGAUCUUCUCAGCCCAUCGCACAGGUUGGCGCCCAGGAAUCUCAAACUCAGGACGCGGCUUCAAUUGCGUCGGUAGCUUCAUCUGCCGCAUCUCAUCACGAUCGCUUGUCAGGUAUUUCUCAAGCAGCUUCUGAUGCACCCUCAAUCAAUUCUUCUUCGACCACGGAGUCGCGUCGCUCUCAAGCUCUAUCCUUUACGUCAGUUGCUUCAUCGGAUCGCUCCACGACCAGCAAACACGCUCGGCGUACUCGUAUUGAGAAAAGCUCCCAAGAUGCCUCUGCUUCUGCGUCUGCGUCUACUUCAGCCGCUACAGCUCUCGCCGCUCCGCAUGCAGCGCGCGAUACCUCUCAUUUUCCAGCUUUGGAUCCCGUCAUGGAAUCUCCCGCGCAGUCGCCUGGUCUCAGAAACUCGGCGACUUCACCAGCUGUCAGCUCUGCCGGGCGCUCGCGCAUUUCAUCGCUCCCCAACAGAAGAGACUCAGCCCAGCAAGCCACCGACUCGGACCUUCCUUCUUUGAAAGUCCGCAGACGUAAAGCCGUCGCCGACCUCGCCCAGAUCCCCGUCUCGCAAGCAUAUCCUCAACCGCUCCGCUUCAGCGCAAUGAAGAGUCCUCCUCCUGGUGCAACCUUUAGCCAGUCCGGAGCGAGUACUGCUGCUACCACUGUCUUCCGCUCAACCUCGAGACUCAUUGCGGACAUCGGAAACGAGCUCAACCGUGAGAUGGCGGACGUCCUCUCACCCUGUUCAGCGGGCCUCGCAGAGCGUGACGAUUCGAUGGAGGAAGGUGACAUCGAGACACCUACACGUCGUCCGCCUCGCCAGGUCCGCUCGAUGAAAUCCUUGCGGUUUGAGGCGCCGAGCUUGCCUGCGCCUGACAAGCCGUUGCCAUCGGUGCCUCAGCGGAGGGCGCGACCGGAGGCCCCUGCCUUCAUCGACGUCGAUUUCGGACCAGGCCCAGCCGUCACUCACGCACCUCCCCAGCCGCAACUCCCGCCGCCGCCGCCGCCUCCUCCUCCUCCGCGUUCACCUAUGCGGCGGCCUCCCAUCCCCGUGGCGUCCAUCCCCGCCCCUCCCCCGGUCCCUUCGUCUCCGCCGGCAGCGUCUGGUUCUGAGUUCGUCACUCGGGCCGAUUUCUCUGUCAAGAAGGACCGAACCGUCCGUCCUGCGGCGUCUGUGGCGGCGUUUACGUACCGUACAACUCCUACGGUGGACCCUCCGCCUCCACGGUCGGUCCGGCGACUGGAAUCGGCGGCGAACUUGCAGAAACCCGCCGCGGUGCCCGGAAGAACCCGCCUCCUGGGCAAGAUGGUCUCAAUGGCCGAACUCAAGCACGGGAGGGAGGUGGGCUCAGGGGGCAGCAGUAGUGAAGACGCGGCAGUCGGCAUGAGGACGUUCCUGGGGGAUGAGGGUGGUGAUUCUGGUUCUGGUUCUGGUUCUGGUUCUGGUUCUGGUUCUGGUUCUGGCGCUGGUUCUGGCGCCGGUGUUGGUGUUGUUCCUACUGCUCCUAGUGCUCCUAUCCCGCCACCCAAAACAGAGCCUGGCAAGAAGAAGUUCUUUGGUAGUCUUUUCCGCAGAAAAAGGGACGGAGAGAAGUAG
Molecule: messenger RNA, 4476 nt
Organism: Colletotrichum truncatum
Lineage: Eukaryota; Fungi; Ascomycota; Sordariomycetes; Glomerellales; Glomerellaceae
Biological process (GO): regulation of DNA-templated transcription
Cellular component (GO): nucleus
Molecular function (GO): transcription cis-regulatory region binding; DNA-binding transcription factor activity
Source: RefSeq, a predicted model, not a curated record